Molecule: messenger RNA, 1271 nt
Organism: Chenopodium quinoa (quinoa)
Lineage: Eukaryota; Viridiplantae; Streptophyta; Magnoliopsida; Caryophyllales; Amaranthaceae
Product: isopentenyl-diphosphate Delta-isomerase I-like
Exons: 6
Coding region: 108-1022 (304 amino acids)
Biological process (GO): isoprenoid biosynthetic process; isopentenyl diphosphate biosynthetic process
Cellular component (GO): cytoplasm
Molecular function (GO): isopentenyl-diphosphate delta-isomerase activity
Source: RefSeq, a predicted model, not a curated record
AAAAAUAAAAGACAAUUGAGAAGAAAAUAAAAGUAUUAAUCAUCGAUUCAUCGUCGUCCCAAGUUAGAAUAGUACGAAGUAUAAACAACAUAAUAAUAAUAGUGGAAAUGGCAUCGCAUCUCAAAUGUAUCGCCACCACUGCCUAUAAAUUCAACCAACCUUCUUCUUUCUCUCUCCUCUAUAAACCUUCUCUCUUUCUUUCUCUUCACAACCCCAAAUCUCUGUCUUCCUUUUCUCUCUCCUCUUCUUCUUCUUCUUCUUCUUCUUCUUCUUCUUCUUCUUCUUCUGCUCGAUCUUUCGCCACCUCAACCAUGGGUGACGUACUUGCUGAUUCCACCAUGGAUGCUGUUCAAAGACGACUCAUGUUUGAGGAUGAAUGUAUUUUGGUGGAUGAGAGUGACAACGUUAUUGGUCAUGAUAGCAAGUACAACUGUCACUUGAUGGAGACUAUUAAUGCAGGGAAGGCACUUCACAGAGCUUUCAGUGUAUUUCUGUUCAAUUCAAAAUACGAAUUACUGCUUCAGCAACGUUCCGCGACAAAGGUGACUUUCCCUCUAGUGUGGACCAACACUUGCUGUAGUCAUCCCUUGUAUCGUGAGUCAGAGCUGAUGAAAGAGGAUGUUCUUGGUGUGAGGAAUGCUGCUCAGAGGAAGCUUUUGGACGAGCUCGGUAUUCCAGCUGAAGAUGUGCCAGUUGAUCAAUUUACUCCGCUUGGACGUAUGUUGUACAAAGCCCCAUCAGAUGGAAAAUGGGGAGAGCACGAACUUGAUUACUUGCUAUUCAUAGUAAGAGAUGUCACAGUGAAACCUAAUCCUGAUGAAGUUGCUGAUGCCAAGUAUGUCAGUCGAGAAGAUCUCAAGGAGAUUUUCCGGAAAGCUGAUGCAGGUGAGGAAGGUGUGACUCUUUCCCCCUGGUUCAGGCUGGUCGUUGACAACUUCUUGUACAAAUGGUGGGAUCAUGUCGAGAAAGGCACUCUCAAUGAAGCCGUUGAUAUGGAAACUAUUCACAAGCUUAUAGAAUGAUUUCUAGCUAGCUAAGAUAAUAUUAGCAGUUGCAUUGGGUAGUUUGUCCCAUAGUUGAAUUGUCCUGUUUACAGCAAGAAUAGCUUGUUUAUUGUUUGAGCUUGUAAUUUCUCUUAAACUUUGUCUGAAUCUUCUGAUAUUGUAAUUUGGGAGUGGAUGUAUACUCGGUUUUGAGAUUUUAAGAUGUUAUAAUUCGUGUUUUUAAGGCAGUAGAUAUGGUUUGGCAUUCAACUGGCUGCUUUUAUGGCA